Molecule: messenger RNA, 2698 nt
Organism: Quercus lobata
Lineage: Eukaryota; Viridiplantae; Streptophyta; Magnoliopsida; Fagales; Fagaceae
Exons: 13
Coding region: 360-2354 (664 amino acids)
Biological process (GO): regulation of DNA-templated transcription
Cellular component (GO): nucleus
Source: RefSeq, a predicted model, not a curated record
CAAUUGGCGCCCUCCAACCAAUACUCUCAAAAAUUUCCAAAUCCCGGGAAUUCACUUCCCCCGCUAGAUCUUCAAUUCAUUUCCAAUUCCAUUCAAUUGUGUUUAAUUUCUCCCGCCACUCCAACAAUAACAAAAACACAAAAAGAGGAGGGAAACGAAACGAAAUUCAAAAAACAUCGUCAAAACUCAAAACCACACUGAGCUCUUAUUUUAUAGAAAAAAAGAAGAAGAAGAUAGAAAAGACAAUCCAAACUCAGAAACACAUUACUUAUCAAUAAAUAUCAUCUCUGUUUUCUCUGUGUUUUUUCAAAUCACUGAAAACAUUUUACUCAAAGUGAAAAAAGAGAAAAGAAGAAAAUAUGGCCGUUGCUUCUGAAAGCAAAGUAGUCUCUGCAAGGAAGAGGAGGCAUGUAGUAGAAGUAGUUGAGGAUGAAAAUGAAAACGAAGUAGUCGACGCCAGUGAGAUUUCCAAAGCGAAGCGGAUUUCGUGCCCCGGAGUUCGCGUUAAAGGGAAUCGGAUCUACGAUUCCGAGAACGGGAAGACCUGUCACCAGUGUCGUCAAAAAACAAGGGACUUUGCGGCGCCAUGUAAGAACAUGAACUUGAACAAGCUUUGUACCAUAAAUUUCUGUCACAAAUGCCUUCUGAACAGAUAUGGAGAGAGAGCAGAAGAUGUGGCAAUGUUGGGUGACUGGAAAUGUCCCAAGUGCAGAGGAAUUUGCAAUUGCAGUGUCUGCAUGAAGAGAAGAGGUCACAAACCCACUGGUCAGCUAGUCAUAACAGCCAGGAAAACGGGAUAUUCAUCUGUUUCAGAGAUGCUGAAUAACAAAGAUUCUGACAAUUUGGUUCAUCAGAAGGUUGUUGAAAACAUUGGUGUUUCACCAAAAAAGCCUGUUGCUUCAAACAAGGAACCUGAAGCCAUUUCACCAAAGAUACAGGGUAAGGAAAAUUCUUUUGAUGCAAAGACUGAUGCUAACUUGAAUUCUCAGAUAUCAACACCAAACACUGUUGAAAAGAAGUCAAAGAAAACAAAGCGGGAGGAAUUGAAGGAAAUAUCUAAUGGCAGCAUUAAUGAUGAUGCUCACCCAAAGAAAAGUAGCCCAAAAAAGCCAAAAGUUUCGGAGGUCUCUAAAAAAGAAGCUAAAACAAAUGGAAAGGACAAUGGUGUCAUCUCUAAGAAAAAUAAUUCCAAGAUACGUGUUUCAAAGGAUAAAAAAGAAGAGAAGGAUGGUAGAACUCAGAAAGAUGGAGGAGCUUCAAGUGCUGUGGGGAAUGACAAUGCCAGGGUUAAUCCCAAGAAAGUCCCUGUGUCAUGUAAAGUUGAUAAUUGUACCAUAAUUCUUGAGAACAAAGAAUAUGAAGUCGAUAUUCCUUUGCCUCAAGGUGCCAGCUUAAUGACUGUAGCUGACAUUGAUUUACCUCCAGAAGAUGUUGGACAUGCAUUGCAAUUUUUAGAAUUUUGUGCUUCUUUUGGAAAGGUUAUUGAUGUGAGAAAAGGACAAGCUGAAUCUUUACUUCGGGAAUUAAGAUAUGGACGACGUGGAAGGCGAUCACAAUAUUCAAUGAAUGUUCAAUUUCAUAUCCAGCUCUUAUCUUUGAUACAAAAAGAUGUGGGAGAAGAGCCUCUUUUAUCAAGUCCAACGAAUGGAAGAGAGUCAUGGUGCCAAGCUCUAGGGAAAUUCAUCUCUGAAUCGCCCUCUGUAUUGAAUGAGUUGCUCUCAGAUAGUUUCAAUGGAGGUGUUGAUGAAUAUGACAAGCUAGAUUUCUCUAUGAAACUUAGAAUCUUAAAUUUUCUUUGUGAUGAGGCUCUAGGCACUGUAAAAUUGAGGAGUUGGAUUGAUGAUCAAAAUUCAAAAGUUGUUGGAAAAGGGAAGGAAGCAAAAGAAAAGCUUCUUGCAGCAAAGGAUAAGGAGAAACAUCUAAAGAGGAAGUUGCAGGAUGAGGUGGCCAAAGCAAUUAUAGCAAAAAGUGGUGCUCUUUCAAUUGCAGAGCAUGAUGCUAUUGUUUCACAAAUAAAAAGUGAGGCAGCUCAGGCUCAUGCUGAGAGGCUUGAUGCAAUGGGCAUGGUAUCUAAGAGCAAGCAAAAAUCUGAUGCUAUUAGAACAGAGGCUAUCUUUUUGGAUGUUGAUGGUCGUGCAUUUUGGAAAUUGAAAGGCUAUACUGGUGAAGAUGUUAUUUUACUUCAAGAUAUGGGGACCUGGGAUGCAGUUGCAUCUGACGAAAAAUGGUUUGUGUAUGGUGCUGAACAGAAACAAGCAAUUGAGAAAUACAUUUCUUUCUCAAGGGUCAAAAGGGAAAGGAAUCAAAAUGUUGCUCACACUGUUCCAAGGGGAAGUAAUGUAGCAAACAUCUAAUCUUGGAUAUUUUGCAAACGCAUUACCAUUAGAAUUGAGGUAGCAAAGAAGAAAGUGCGGGAUUUGAUUUCUACUGUACUUUGAAUGAAUUCUUUUGCUUUCAUUUUUUGAAGACGUGUAAAUGUAAAGGGAAGGGGAUUACGUUAAUAUUAAGUUGCAGGGUUUAGAGGAUGAUUUGCUAACAUGUGUUACAUCUGGUUGUACUGUAUUCCAAUGUAUCUACUAGUAAAAACUAGAUUUCUUUUUUAUUUGUAUGACAAUAGUGCUUUCUACUGAAGUACUGAUUUUCCUAAACUAUUUCUAGAAAUCUGAUGUAUCGUCAAUGUUGAAUUUGGUUUGAUAAA